This is a messenger RNA of Musa acuminata subsp. malaccensis (wild Malaysian banana), 3070 nucleotides long. Its product is annotated as cytochrome P450 714B2. Gene Ontology annotation, molecular function: heme binding; monooxygenase activity; iron ion binding. The record is from RefSeq and is a predicted model, not a curated record. NCBI's taxonomy places the organism in Eukaryota, Viridiplantae, Streptophyta, Magnoliopsida, Zingiberales, Musaceae.
GUUUUCAACGUCAGAAAAGUUCAUUCGACAGCAGUCCUUAACUCUUCGUCUCGCAGAAAGCCAGCAUUUCAAUGCAGGCUUUGCAGAGAGGAAGAGCUCAGUGGGUUGUUCCUCUUUCCAAGGUCGGCUUUACGUGCGCCUCAAGUCUGGCUUUUGGUGUGCAGCGCAGUCGCAGACAGCAUGAUAAGAAGCGAAAGUGUUCCUCCUGUGGCACACAGAUGGGUGGAGGUUGGUGUGAGGUGGAGCAGCUCCCACUGUAACCAUGGCAUGGAAAAAGGCAGGCAAGCAAGCCAUGGCCUUGGCCGUAGGCGUUACACAAAAGCAGUACCAAAACAGCUGGCUAUGUGCAAACGACACGAUGCCUGCACCAAUCACUGCUUCUUGUCUGAAUGCAGCAACACAGGGAGAGAGAGAGAGAGAGAGAGAGCGAGAGAGAGGAAGGGACUUGUCGUCUCCUCUGUCCGUCCUCCCACAUCCCCUGUUUUUUUGUUGGAAGAAGCAUCACCCUUCAUCAUAGUCUCUGCCACCAAACGGAUUUAGUGAAGGUUGAUGUGACCGCAGGGGCCUUCGUCUUGGACAAAUGCCAUGGACCGUCCGCCCAGCGGACACUGCUGAGUUGGGCAGUCUCGGUCUCUUGUCUCUGUUUCUUCAGCAGAGGAGAGUUGAGCUGUAAUGACUGUUCCUGGCACGGUUGCUUUGAAUUUGAGCUGAAGCGUUCCAGACGCGGAUUUAGGUAAGUUGUUAUUGGUUGGAUGUGUAAGAAGUAGAACGAGUGGCAGUGAUCUGAAGCUGCCAUGGGCCACUGGGUGGCAAGGCUGUCUCAAUUCUGGAAUCAGCUUUAUUCAGCUACAACGAGCAGCAGCUUCACAUGGACUUCGGGAACGCCUCCCUCCCUCCCUCCUCAGAGUACUCGCGUCGAGACCAAGCUUACAAGACAACUGUAUGACAUGGACAACCCUUGACGGCACAUAUACCUAUGAGGUACAUAGCCAUGAUUAAGAGAGAGUCUAGCUACACAUUGUACUGGGGGAUCUGCUGCUGCUCUGCAUCCCGCCGGAUAACUGGGUCUCGGCGAGCAUAAUCCCCCCGAAGCGGGCAGAAGAGAUUCUUUGCUGCGUGGAGACAAACCAGUCCUGAUCAAAGAAUACACUAAUGGCGAGCAGGUAAGAAGACGAUAACGAUAAUUGCGGGAGUCCACGAAUUCAUGUGAGUUGUUGUUGUACAAGUGGUCCAUCCCAGGAAAUUAUAGUAACUCGGAACAGCUUUUAGUGGGAUGGAGGGGGUGGGGAAGAGUGAGAGCCCGGUUGCUGGGAGUGGUCUUGUAAUCUAGCAUGGAUUCCAUCUCCUUUUCUUGUUCCCAUGCAACUCGACUCUUGUUAGGGUGAGGGAGAAGGAAUCAUGUACAUGUCAUAUAAAUAGCAGCGAGAGUGCGGUGGAGGUGGAGGUGGAGGUGGAGAUGGAGAUGGAGGUCUGGCUUUCCUUGUGGGCGGUCGGCGUCUGCGGCUUGCUUCUGAUCUACUUCUACUCCGUCGCUUGGCUGCGGCCGGAGAGCAUCCGAAACAAGCUGCGGCAGCAAGGCAUCACCGGCCCUCCGUCGUCCUUCCUCUACGGGAACUCGCUCGAGAUGAAGAAGCUCGUCAUGGCGGAGCGAUCUCGAGGCGGGCGAGGCGUGGAGAUAAAGCACGACUACACCCCCCUCGUGUUUCCUUACUUCGAGCGGUGGAGGAAACACUACGGUCCAGUGUUCUCGUAUUCGAUGGGCAAUGUAGUCGCCUUGCACGUGAGCCAUCCGGAUCUGGUGAAGGAAAUCAGCCUCUGUUCAUCUCUGGACCUGGGAAAGGCCACCUACUUGAAGAAGACCCAUGAGCCUCUGUUCGGUGAAGGCAUUCUGAAAUCCAAUGGGGUGUCUUGGUCUCACCAAAGGAAGAUUAUAGCGCCCGAGUUCUUCUCCGACAAGGUUAAGGGCAUGGUGGAUUUGAUGGUGGACUCUGCCGUCCCUGUGCUGAAGUCGUGGGAGGAAACAGUGGAGCUCGGAGGAGGAACUGCAGAAAUAAAGGUUGAUGAGGAUUUAAGGUGCUACUCUGCAGAUGUGAUCUCCAGAACAUGUUUCGGGAGCAACUACAUCAGGGGGAAAGAGAUCUUUCAGAAGCUGAGAGCGCUGCAAAAGGCUGUUUCAAGACCCAAUCUCUUCGCUGAAAUCACCGGAUUAAGAUGUCUUCCCACGAAAAGAGGCCGAGAGGUGAGGAGGCUGAACAAGGAAGUGAAUUCCCUCAUCCUGAAGACGGUGAAGGAGGAGGGCGAGGGAAGGGAGAACCGCACGUCGCAGCACAGCCUGCUGCAUGCCAUCCUCCGCAGCGCCAACAACAGCCUCACCUACACCCACGCCUCCGACAGCUUCAUAGUGGACAACUGCAAGAACAUAUACUUCGCCGGCCACGAGGCCACUGCCGUGGCCACGACGUGGUGCCUCAUGUUGCUCGCCCUGCACCCGGAGUGGCAAGCUCGCGCUCGCGCCGAGGCGGCGGAGGUCUGCGGCGGCCGGUCGCUGGACGCCCACGCACUCCAAAAGAUGAAGACGUUAACCAUGGUGAUCCAGGAGACGCUGCGGCUGUACCCUCCCGGAGCUUUCGUGGCGAGAGAGGCACUGCAGGAGAUGGAGUUUGGGGGGAUUCACAUCCCCAAAGGCGUCAACAUCUACGUGCCCGUCUCCACCUUGCACCACGACGCCACCAUCUGGGGUGCAGACGUGCUGGAGUUCAAGCCCGAGAGGUUCGCCCGGGGCAUCAUGGGGGCGUGUCAGCUCCCACAGACGUACUUGCCCUUCGGGGCCGGGCCACGGACGUGUCUGGGCCAGAACUUCGCCAUGAUCGAGUUGAAGGUCAUCCUCUCCCUCAUCCUCCUUAGGUUCAGCUUCUCAUUGUCACCGAACUACUUCCACUCCCCAUCCUUGAGGUUGAUUGUAGAGCCUGAGUUCGGAGUGAAGCUCAUGGUGAAGAAGGCAUGACAUGAUGACUCGCCUAACCUGAUUAUAUAUAUAUAUAUAUAUUUCAAUCAAAAUAUACUUGUUUUA